AUGGUGUACAUCCGCCAGCAUCAAUUGCCAAAUUUGAAGAGUUACCGGUAUGCAGGUGUCGACCACUCGUUCAUAAGCCGGUACAUUCUUAAGCCGUUCUAUAAUAACUUUGUGAUCCACUGUUUUCCCAUGAGCAUGGCGCCCAAUGCCAUCACCCUGACGGGCUUCCUAUUUGUGAUAAUUAAUCUCUUUACCGUGCUCUAUUACAACCCGACGCUGGACCAGGAUUGUCCCCCUUGGGUCUAUGCCAGCUGCGCACUGGGUCUUUUCCUCUAUCAGACGUUCGAUGCUGUAGAUGGCAUGCAGGCGCGGAGAACGAGACAGAGUGGCCCUCUGGGUGAACUGUUUGAUCAUAGCGUUGAUGCUUGCAACACCGCAUUGGGUGUCUUGAUCUUCUGCUCUACGAUGAACUUUGGCCAAUCAUGGGCUACCGUGUUGACUCUGUUUGGAUCCACCAUGACUUUCUACGUCCAGACCUGGGAUGAGUACUACACCCAGGUUUUGACGCUGGGUAUUGUCUCGGGCCCCGUGGAAGGAGUGCUAACGCUCUGCGUGGUGUUCGCAUUUACGGCCUACGAAGGUGGCGGCAGCUUCUGGCACCGUGCUAUGUUCGACACUGUCGGCGUGCCCAAAUUGGAUUGGAUCCCAGAGGCCGCCUAUGUGAUGUCCUUUACGCAAUGGUACCUGGUUUAUGGUGGUCUGCUCCUCUUCUUCGCCACCGGCUCCAGUAUCUACCACGUCGUGCAAGUCCGUAGAGAACGCGGCCAGGACCCUAUUAAGCCCCUGUUCGGUCUUCUCCCUCUUGUGGCGACCUGGAUCUUCGUCCCGGCCUACCUGUACUUGCAGCCGGCUAUUUUGGAGAACUACUUGAUUCCAUUCGUUCUGUACGUUGGUUUGAUUAACGCCUAUUCUGUGGGCCGGAUGAUCGUGGGACACCUGGUCAAGGCCCCCUUCCCGUACUUCAACAUCCUUCAGAUCCCAUUGGUUCUCGCCGUGUUCGACAGCGCGGGUCCUUUCUUUGGUCUCUGGUCUAGCAUUCUUGGUGCCGAUUUGAGCAGCCAGGUGGCGUUUGUGUUUGUUUCGCUUGGUCUGGCUGUUGGUGUCUAUGGGAGCUUCGUGCAUGACGUUAUCACCACGAUCUGCGAUUAUAUCGAUAUCUGGUGCUUGACUAUCAAGCACCCGCACGUCGAGGAAGCGCAGGCCACUGCCAGAAAAGGCGUUGCCGUUGCGAAGAAGGCCCAGUGA
Aspergillus ruber CBS 135680 is the source of this 1245-nucleotide messenger RNA. RefSeq names its product aminoalcoholphosphotransferase. The coding region runs from base 1 to 1245 and encodes 414 amino acids. Lineage: Eukaryota; Fungi; Ascomycota; Eurotiomycetes; Eurotiales; Aspergillaceae. Gene Ontology annotation, biological process: phospholipid biosynthetic process. The transcript is spliced from 6 exons. Gene Ontology annotation, molecular function: phosphotransferase activity, for other substituted phosphate groups. The record is from RefSeq and is a predicted model, not a curated record. Gene Ontology annotation, cellular component: membrane.